Molecule: messenger RNA, 6321 nt
Organism: Nomascus leucogenys (northern white-cheeked gibbon)
Lineage: Eukaryota; Metazoa; Chordata; Mammalia; Primates; Hylobatidae
Gene: ANKRD52
Product: ankyrin repeat domain 52
Exons: 22
Coding region: 117-3008 (963 amino acids)
Molecular function (GO): protein binding
Source: RefSeq, a predicted model, not a curated record
GGCCGCGCUCUCCCUGCAGCCGCCGCCGCAGCCGCCGCCUGGGCCGCUCCGUGUCCCCGGUGGAGCCGCCGCCGCCGCCGCCGGGAGCUCGAUGCGGACGGAGCCCGGGCCGAGCCAUGGGGAUCCUCAGCAUCACGGACCAGCCGCCCCUGGUCCAGGCCAUCUUUAGCCGAGAUGUGGAGGAAGUGCGUUCCCUACUCUCGCAGAAGGAGAACAUCAAUGUGCUGGACCAAGAGAGGCGAACUCCAUUGCAUGCUGCUGCCUACGUAGGCGAUGUCCCCAUCCUCCAGUUGCUACUGAUGUCAGGUGCUAAUGUCAAUGCUAAGGACACACUGUGGCUGACCCCUCUUCAUCGUGCUGCUGCCUCCCGAAACGAGAAGGUGCUGGGGCUGCUGCUGGCACAUUCAGCAGAUGUGAAUGCCCGGGACAAGCUGUGGCAGACACCACUGCAUGUGGCUGCUGCCAACCGGGCCACCAAGUGUGCUGAGGCUCUGGCACCCCUGUUGAGCAGCCUGAACGUGGCUGACAGGAGCGGGCGCAGUGCUCUGCACCAUGCAGUGCAUAGUGGGCAUCUUGAGACAGUGAACCUGCUCCUCAACAAGGGAGCCAGCCUGAAUGUCUGUGACAAAAAGGAGCGGCAGCCUCUGCACUGGGCAGCUUUUCUAGGGCACUUGGAGGUCCUGAAACUGCUGGUGGCACGGGGAGCAGACCUCGGCUGCAAGGACCGCAAGGGCUAUGGGCUGCUCCAUACAGCUGCUGCCAGUGGCCAGAUUGAAGUGGUGAAGUACCUGCUUCGGAUGGGAGCGGAGAUCGAUGAGCCCAACGCUUUUGGAAACACAGCUUUGCACAUCGCCUGCUACCUGGGCCAGGAUGCUGUGGCUAUUGAGCUGGUGAAUGCCGGAGCCAAUGUCAACCAGCCGAAUGACAAGGGCUUCACGCCACUGCAUGUGGCUGCAGUUUCCACCAAUGGCGCUCUCUGCUUGGAGCUAUUGGUUAAUAAUGGGGCUGACGUCAACUACCAGAGCAAAGAAGGGAAAAGUCCUCUGCACAUGGCUGCAAUCCAUGGCCGUUUCACACGCUCCCAGAUCCUCAUCCAGAAUGGUAUGGACCUGGGAGACUUUGUGCUCUCAUCCCCUCCUCCCCCAAGGAACUCAUUUCUAGAAUCUAGGGAGAUUCCUAACUUCCUUCUCCUGCCCUCUUCCAGUAGGAUAGGCCCUUGGAACUCUGACCAAGGGACCUGUGGAAAUGGCCCUGCUCUGCCCUGCCCAGCCUGGAGGGGUUCCCUUGGUCCUCUCCUCUGGCCCUCCCAGAACUGUGCCCUCCUGGGCUGGGCCUGUCCCUGCCUCACAGUCUACCCCCGGCUCCUCAGCUGUCUGGAGUUCUUACUGGAUAACGGUGCAGACCCCUCCCUGCGGGACAGGCAGGGCUACACAGCUGUGCACUAUGCAGCCGCCUAUGGCAACAGACAGAACCUCGAACUGCUCUUAGAAAUGUCCUUUAACUGCCUGGAGGAUGUGGAGAGCACCAUUCCAGUCAGCCCUUUGCACUUAGCUGCCUACAACGGUCACUGUGAAGCCUUGAAGACGCUGGCGGAGACGCUGGUGAAUCUGGACGUAAGGGACCACAAGGGCCGGACCGCACUCUUCCUGGCCACGGAGCGCGGCUCUACUGAGUGUGUGGAGGUGCUUACAGCCCACGGCGCCUCUGCCCUCAUCAAGGAGCGCAAGCGCAAGUGGACGCCCCUGCACGCUGCUGCUGCCUCUGGCCACACUGACUCCCUGCACUUGCUGAUCGACAGUGGGGAACGAGCUGACAUCACAGAUGUCAUGGAUGCCUAUGGACAGACCCCACUGAUGCUGGCCAUCAUGAAUGGCCAUGUGGACUGUGUACAUCUGCUGCUAGAGAAAGGAUCCACAGCUGAUGCUGCUGACCUCCGGGGCCGCACUGCCCUCCACCGCGGGGCAGUGACUGGCUGUGAGGACUGCCUGGCUGCCCUGCUGGACCACGACGCAUUUGUGCUGUGCCGAGACUUUAAGGGCCGCACGCCCAUUCACCUGGCCUCAGCCUGUGGCCACACUGCAGUACUGCGGACCCUGCUGCAGGCUGCCCUUUCCACAGAUCCCCUGGAUGCUGGGGUGGAUUACAGCGGAUACUCGCCCAUGCACUGGGCCUCCUACACUGGACAUGAAGAUUGUCUGGAGUUGUUACUUGAACACAGCCCGUUUUCGUACCUGGAAGGAAACCCCUUCACUCCUUUGCACUGUGCAGUGAUUAAUAACCAGGACAGCACCACAGAGAUGCUGCUGGGAGCUCUGGGUGCCAAGAUUGUGAACAGCCGAGAUGCCAAAGGACGGACCCCCCUUCACGCCGCUGCCUUCGCGGACAAUGUCUCUGGGCUCCGGAUGCUGCUGCAGCAUCAAGCCGAGGUGAACGCCACUGACCACACUGGCCGCACUGCGCUCAUGACGGCGGCUGAGAACGGGCAGACCGCUGCUGUGGAAUUUCUGCUGUAUCGAGGGAAGGCAGACCUUACUGUGUUGGAUGAGAACAAGAACACGGCCCUCCACUUGGCUUGUAGCAAGGGCCAUGAGAAAUGUGCCCUCAUGAUCCUGGCAGAAACCCAAGACCUUGGCCUUAUCAAUGCUACCAACAGUGCGCUGCAGAUGCCACUCCACAUUGCUGCCCGGAAUGGUCUAGCUUCUGUGGUACAGGCCCUACUGAGUCGUGGGGCCACAGUGCUGGCAGUGGAUGAAGAAGGUCACACCCCAGCACUGGCCUGUGCCCCCAACAAAGAUGUGGCAGACUGCCUGGCCUUGAUCCUUUCCACCAUGAAGCCUUUCCCACCCAAGGACACCGUCAGUCCUUUCAGCUUCAGCCUGCUCAAGAACUGCAGCAUUGCAGCUGCCAAGACGGUGGGUGGCUGCGGCGCCCUGCCCCAUGGGGCCUCCUGCCCCUACAGCCAGGAGCGGCCCGGCGCCAUUGGGUUAGAUGGCUGCUACUCUGAGUAGCCCCCUCCAGUGUCCCUCCCCCGCCGGUGGCUUGAUAUCUAAUUCUAUUUAUUUAGAAAAAGUCUAAACAUUUAGGGCACUUUAAAGGAGAACACGACUGGGUGGAGGGGGCGGAGGGGAAGGAAGCCCUGGGGAGCAGCUGCUCACCCCUUUGCCACACCAUCUUGGCCUGGCAGGGGUCUGGGACUGACAGGGAGCACCCCAGGCCCUUGGUACCCCCAGGGCGACCCCUUCUGCCAAGUGUCCCAAAAUGAUUGCUAAAUGCCUGGCUCCCCCACUCUUUGACUCCAUCUCUUGGUUCCCUCUUUCUGCUGCCAGCUCCCCCGACUCUUCCCUGGGGACUCCUCUCUGUGUCCCCCUUCUCCCCUGCCCCUCCUGCCAGGCAGAUCCCUACUUCUUCCAUACCCAUCACUGCCUCCCUGCUCGGCCGGUCCCUCCAUCCCCGCAGCAGUGAGAAGCCUUAAUUUCUGGUACUGUGUGAGCACUCUGGGGGUGUCCCCCUCCCCCUUCAGGGGCAGCUAGAGGAUGAGGGGGGAGGAUAUUUAGCACUGGGGCCUGGAGCUUUUUCCCCACUUCUGUACCCUAUCACCCCUAAGGUUCAAAUGCAAAACACUUGAAGCAGCAACUACUGUACCUGGGCCCCAAUCCUGCACUCUCCCCUGGCUCCUCAUAUGCAAAUCAAGGGCUGGUUCUGCCCCCACAGCCUGCCCCCUCCCUCUUCCCUCCCACUCCUAGCCUGGCCCCUAACCACGCACUUUAACCUUGCUUCUUUCUUUUAUCUUCUUUUGGGAGGGCAGAGCCUGUGGUCAUUCCUGCCCUGGCUCUCCUUUCCUUGAACUUUGAGGCUUGUCAUGAAUUUUUAAGUAAGCGUUUUAUCCUUUAGGGGAAGAAACAAAUUAAUUUUCUGCCCAUUUCAAAACCACAGCCCUAGUAUGUCCACUGUGUUUCAGGCAUGUGUUUGCAUGUAUAUGGAGGGAGGGACCAUGUUCUUCCUCCUGUGCCCCCAAGCCCAUAGUUUAUCUGUGCUCCCUAUCUGCCUCCACCUUCUGUUAUGUCCAAGAGUACCCACUGCCCCAGUCACUCCUGAUCUGAAGCCAAAGAUGGUAGGAGGGGCAGGGCUGACAAGGGACCGUGGCUACUCGGGACCCAGGCUUCCCCUCCAAUGUGAGGAAGAAGCUCUGACCUAGAGAGAGAUGAAUAGGUACUGGGGCUUGGUCCCUGCCUUCCCAGCAGGGAGGAAAGAUGGGAUUGAGCUAGGGGCUGCACUGUUAAGAUUUCUAAAAGUCGCACCCCAAAAGCCAAACUGGGCUGGAGUGAAGAGGGGGCAGUUUUCUCUCUAAAUGUAGCAUUGAAUUUGGCCCUGGUCCCUUUAAGUGCUCUGUCCACCCAUCUCCUAGUGCGGCCUCCUGGACAGUUGGACCCACUCCUGCAGCCCAGUGUUCCCUUCCUCACACUCAAUACCUCAGCCAGGGGCCAAGACACAGAACUUGAAUAGAGGUCAUGCCCCCUCCGCCCCCACAGUGCAUCCUUGCCCAGUUUGGCUGCCAUCAGUAUUGUCCCCUGACAACUGGACAGGCUUCGUUUACACAGUACAGGGUCUCCCCCUGAGGGGGGAUCCUUCAGCCUCCCUCCCCUACCCAAGUUUGCUUUAUUCACAGUCUUACCCAUCUUUUAGUUGUAUACCCUGAAUGUCUUGCCACCCUUGUCAAGGGUGGGCUGAGGGGAGGGGGGCGUCCCAGGGACCCCCUUCCUCCCCAACAGAUACCUUUAACCAUACCUCAUGCUGGUUUCCAGAAGCCUGGGGUGUUGUCCAAGUCCUUAUCUUUUCAUGAUCCCUUUUGAUCCCCUGUCUCUCUGUGUCUUGCUUCUCCCAACCCUCAGUUCCUAAAUCAUUUCAAGGCUUCCAAAUGACCAUUAUUGAUGAGAAGGAUUGUGCAGCUUUUAGUUUUUAUUUUUAUUUUCAAAGCCAAAGGGCCUUGUGACGCCCCUCUUGCCCACCUCCCUCCACACCGUGUCCUCCCCUAUAUGACAAUCAAUGUGACCUCUCUUAAGGGCUGCAGCCCCCAUCCCCAACCCUGCUGGCUCUGCAAAGCUUGCCUUCCCUUCAAUUCUCUCUCCUGAAAUCUUCCCAUUCCACCCCCUCCCUCUCAUCUUGGUGCUGGGAAUUAGGUGGUGGAGGGCAAGGGGAGUGAGGAGAUGGGUCCUCCAGAGAGAACUUGCGGGGUGAGUCGUGUUCUCCUUUCGUGACGUUUGGCGAUGGCGGGAAGCAUCUGAGUGUCAGGAGCCCCGUUGUCUUGCUAGAUGAGAUUUCUGGGGGCUGUCUGCUCCCUGCUGCCCUCAGCGCACUGUCAGCAGUGCUGGGAGGUGGUGGGGAGUCCUCUGUCCCUCCAUAUGUGGCUGUGAGGAAGCCUGGGGGACAAGCAGCCUCCUCUCCUUAUGCCAAAGGAAACCCCACGCCCCACCCUGGGCUCCCCAGCCCUAGUGUUUUUUGAAGCAUUUUGACCAUUCUCAUGGCCACUGCAUAUUUAUUUUAAUGUUAAGAUUUUUUUUAAACCUCUUUGACUUAAACGGGUGUGGAGAAGUAAAACAGGCAGAAUGCCCCCCAGUCUUCAUGGGGGAGGGUGGGGAGGGAACAGCGCCUUCCCUUUGCCCUCCCACUCCCCCCUCUCCCCACCACAGCUCUAAAGCACUUGCUUCAAGUAAUAAGCACUUUUGUGAAAAGGCCUAUUUUAAGCGAGGACCCUGGGAGCAGCCCCAGGUCCCAACAAAGGAAACAGAGCGAGGGCAACAUAGGAGACAGGGAAACAGACGUGUGAAUCAGAGGGUGAGAUGGAAAAAGCCAGUUUUUAGUUUCUGAUUUUUGGGGAGCUAUUUCUGAUUGGGCGGUGGCUCUGGUAGGGUCAUAUACUAUCCUUCAGAAAAAUGAAUGGCACAAACUGUGGGUCCCAGGAAGGACCAGCAGACCCGGGUCACUGCCACUGUCCACUGAGACUGACGGGCCACCUCCCCCACCCCGUGGCCCCCUGAGCCAUAGGACUGCUGAAAACCACUGAAUGUACAGCCCAGGUUGGGGUGGGGAGCAGCCCCUGGGGGAGGGGGCUUCUCCUUUUGUUUGGUGCUGUGGGGGGUGGGAGAGACGAGACUGAGGGACUGCCACCCCAUGUAGAUGUGUUUCUUGGGGUGGAGGGGCUGAGGAGGGCCUACCUCCCUCUCCAACCCCAGCCAUGGCCCCUCUUCCUUCCUCACCCCUAUCCGUUUUGACUGUAAGUCCAGCUCACCUUUGCCUUCAAUAUGUAACCAAAGGAAAACUCAA